UCCUUUUUUUUUAUAAAUCAUAAUCUCCAAUCUUAUUCAAUACACACAAAUCAUAAUCCGUAAACCGAAAUAAACCCACGAAAGACAAACCCUUAAACCCUAUUCCAUUCGAUUCAUCAUCAUCAUCUCAUAUAAUCGCGAUUUCGUUCGAUUCGAAUCAUUUUAUCAGAUGGGUAGUCGCCGAAACUUACGUACAAUUCAUACAAUCUCUCUUGUAUUAGCCGUAAUUCUUCUUCUAUCGUCUGGUUUCUGGAAAACGGCGGCGGCGGCGAGGCCAUUCGCCGGAGAAGAAUUGAACAUCCUUCAGUCUCUUCAGAGAGGUCCAGUGACGCCGUCGGGAGGUAACCCCUGCACCCAUAUUCCCGGCGGUCGUCGCGGCGGCCGCGGUCGGUGUAUUUUGGCUGACGAAGUUGAUUUUCCGGCGAAUAACCACAGUGGUCAUCCGCCGGAAACUUUUCCUGGGAUGGUGGUGGAGUUUCAGGCGGCCAAAAACGUCACCGGGAGACAACGUCGGAAGAGUUCUUGAUUCUUUUGAGGGGAGAGAAAGAGAGAGAGCACAGGAAGAAGACGACUCGGUUUGGGGCCACGAAUUGGCGCGAAAUUGAAGGGAAGAAGAACCAGUCAGAAGACAUCUAUGGAGAAGAACAAUGUCACUCUCUCAGAUUUUCAUUCUUUUCCUCACAUUCUUCUCAUUCUCUCUCCCAGUUUUUCAUUUUCUUCCUCUUUUUCGCUCUCGGUUUCGAUUCCUGGCGAUCGAAUCCUCCAUGUCAUGGCUCAAUUUCAUCUUCCGGUGAUCGGGUCCUUCUGCUUCUGUUUGGCCCGAUUUCGCGUGAAUGUUGUAUGUUUGGGUUAAAUUUCGAUUUUGGUUGAUUGGUUCUGUUGAUUUUGAUCUGGGUACUUUGAAUCUGGAUGGGUUUGUGAGGGGAUAUCCGAAAUUUGAAGCUUUCUUGCGUAACAAGUCACUUUCCCAAAUAUAUUGAGGUGAAAUGUUCUUGAGGGCUAGGAAUUUGUUAGUUUGAAUUUAUUGCGGCAGAGGAAAAGAGGUCUCAGCUGAGCUUCCGACUUGAAGCCUUAAAAUGGGAACUCCAGUUAACAUCAUUGUAGGUUCUCAUGUCUGGGUUGAAGACCCUGAGGUGUCUUGGAUUGAUGGGCAGGUCGAAAAGAUUAAUGGACCAGAAGUUGAGAUCCAAACCACCAGUGGAAAGAAGGUCACUGCAAAAUUGUCGAAGAUAUACCCAAAAGAUUUGGAGGCUCCUGCUGGUGGAGUUGAUGACAUGACAAAGCUGUCUUAUUUGCAUGAGCCAGGAGUUCUUCAGAACUUAAAAAUCAGAUAUGAACUUAAUGAGAUCUAUACUUACACUGGAAACAUACUUAUUGCGAUUAAUCCAUUUCAACGACUCCCUCAUAUUUACGAUGCUCAUAUGAUGCAACAAUACAAGGGAGCACCAUUUGGGGAACUAAGUCCUCAUGUUUUUGCAGUUGCUGAUGUUGCAUACAGGGCAAUGAUAAACGAGGGAAAAAGCAAUUCGAUUCUGGUAAGUGGUGAGAGCGGAGCAGGAAAAACUGAGACCACUAAGAUGCUUAUGAGAUACCUGGCAUAUCUGGGAGGUCGUGCUGUUACCGAAGGAAGGACAGUUGAACAACAAGUUCUCGAAUCAAAUCCUGUCCUUGAAGCCUUUGGUAAUGCCAAAACAGUCAGGAAUAACAAUUCCAGUCGCUUUGGUAAAUUUGUUGAAAUUCAGUUUGAUAAGCAAGGAAGAAUAUCUGGAGCAGCUAUAAGGACAUAUCUUCUUGAGCGAUCUCGUGUUUGUCAAAUUUCUGACCCUGAGCGCAACUACCACUGCUUUUAUCUUCUUUGUGCUGCACCACAAGAGGAAGUUGAAAAAUACAAGCUGGGACAUCCAAAGACAUUUCAUUAUCUGAAUCAAUCAAAAUGCUAUGAGCUCGUCGGUGUAAGCGAUGCCCACGAUUAUCUUGCCACCAGGAGAGCAAUGGAUAUCGUUGGGAUUAGUGAGAAGGAACAGGAAGCAAUUUUCAGGGUGGUAGCUGCAAUUCUUCAUAUUGGUAAUGUCGAGUUUACUAAGGGGAAGGAAGUGGAUUCAUCAGUUCCCAAGGAUGACAAGGCGAAAUUCCAUCUUAAAACAGUGGCAGAACUUCUCAUGUGUGAUGUACAGGCGCUUGAAGAUGCAUUAUGUAAGCGUGUCAUGAUUACACCAGAGGAAGUUAUCAAGAGAAGUCUUGAUCCACAGAGUGCUGUAAUCAGCAGAGAUGGUCUAGCUAAGACAGUUUAUUCACGAUUGUUUGAUUGGUUGGUAGACAAGAUUAAUAACUCGAUUGGACAAGAUGCUAAUUCUAAAUCUCUUAUUGGAGUCCUUGAUAUUUACGGGUUCGAGAGCUUUAAGACUAACAGUUUUGAACAGUUCUGUAUUAAUUUUACUAACGAGAAGUUGCAGCAACAUUUCAAUCAGCACGUUUUCAAGAUGGAACAGGAGGAGUACACGAAAGAAGCAAUAGAUUGGAGCUACAUUGAGUUUGUGGAUAACCAAGAUGUUCUCGAUCUGAUAGAAAAGAAACCUGGUGGGAUCGUUGCUCUCCUUGAUGAAGCUUGCAUGUUUCCAAAGUCGACCCAUGAAACAUUUGCAAACAAACUUUAUCAGACGUUCAAAGUCCACAAGCGGUUUAUUAAGCCAAAACUCUCUCGUACAGAUUUCACUAUCUCCCAUUAUGCUGGAGAGGUCCUUUAUCAGUCUGAUCUAUUUUUGGACAAGAACAAGGACUAUACAGUCCCAGAACAUCAGGAUUUGUUGAAUGCUUCCCGUUGUCCUUUCGUGGCGGGCCUUUUCCCUCCACUCCCGGAAGAAUCAUCUAAAUCUUCGAAGUUUUCAUCGAUUGGUUCUCGUUUUAAGUUGCAACUCCAACAGUUGAUGGAAACACUAAAUUCUACAGAGCCUCAUUAUAUCAGAUGUGUGAAGCCCAACAAUCUUCUAAAGCCUGCCAUAUUUGAGAAUGUCAACGUCAUGCAGCAACUUCGAUGUGGUGGUGUUUUAGAGGCAAUCAGAAUCAGUUGUGCGGGAUUUCCCACUCGUAAACCUUUCUUUGAGUUCAUAAACCGUUUUGGCCUUCUAGCUACCGAAGCUCUAGAAGGGAACUAUGAUGAGAAGGUCGCAUGUAGAAAGAUAUUGGAUAAGAUGGGUCUCAAAGGAUAUCAGAUUGGUAAAACCAAGGUGUUCUUGAGAGCUGGUCAAAUGGCUGAGCUAGAUGCCAGAAGAGCCGAAGUCCUUAACAGUGCUGCAAAAAAAAUCCAGAGACGGAUACGGACUCAUCAGGCCCAAAAACGGUUCACUGCUUUGAGAGAGGCCACAAUAUCUAUGCAAGCUAUUUGCAGAGGAAGACUUUCCUGCAAAGUUUUUGAAAACUUGAGGAGACAAGCGGCUGCCGUGAAGAUUCAGAAGAAUGCUCGGAGAUGUCAUUCUAGAAAAUCCUAUAAGAAGCUCCAUGAGGCUGCUCUUUUUGUGCAAAUAGGUUUAAGAGCAAUGGCUGCUCGUAAAGAAUUUAGAUUUAAGAAGCAAACAAAGGCUGCUACAAUUAUUCAGGCUCAAUAUCGUUGUCACAGAGCAACCUUGUACUACAAGAAGCUACAGAGAGGAGUGAUUGUGUCACAGACACGAUGGAGAGGAAGACUGGCCAAGAGAGAACUUCGGAAGCUCAAAAUGGCUGCGAGGGAAACAGGUGCACUUAAAGAGGCGAAGGAUAUGCUUGAAAAGAAAGUAGAGGAACUCACAUACCGUGUCCAGUUGGAGAAACGUUUGAGGGUUGAUUUGGAAGAAGAAAAGUCUCAGGAGAUAAUGAAAAUACAGGGUUCCUUGGAGGAAAUGCGGAAAAAGGUUGAUGAAACAAAUGCUCUGCUUGUUAAGGAACGGGAAGCUGCAAAGAAGGCCAUUGAAGAAGCGCCUCCUGUUGUUAAAGAAACCCAAGUUUUAGUGGAGGAUACCAAAAAGAUUGAAUCAUUGACAGAAGAAGUAGAAGGUCUAAAGGCUACCCUAGAAACUGAGAAACAACGAGCUGAUGAUGCAACGAAGAAAUUUGAUGAAGCUCAAGAGUCUCUUGAGGAAAGAAGGAAAAAGUUGGAAGAAACGGAGAAGAAACUCCAGCAAUUCCAAGAAUCAUUGACGAGGCUAGAAGAAAAAUGCACCAACUUGGAAUCGGAGAAUAAAGUACUACGGCAGCAGGCUUUGUCCAUGGCACCAAAUAAGUUCCUUUCGGGUCGAUCCAGGUCAAUUCUACAGAGAGGUUCAGAGAGUGGUCAUCUGGCAGUUGAUGGAAGGCCUAGUAUGGAUAUGCAUAGCAAUGUGAUGAUUCAUAAGGAGAACUCUGAAGUGGAGGAUAAGCCACAGAAGACGUUAAACGAGAAGCAGCAAGAAAACCAGGAGUUGCUUAUCCGUUGCAUCGCUCAACACUUGGGUUUCCAGGGGAACCGACCUAUUGCAGCGUGUAUCAUAUACAAAUGCCUUUUGCAAUGGCGGUCAUUUGAGGUUGAAAGAACUAGCGUCUUUGAUCGGAUUAUUCAGACAAUUGGCCAUGCUAUUGAGACGCAAGACAAUAAUGAAGUACUCGCAUAUUGGUUAUCUAAUGCCUCAACUCUCCUCUUGCUCCUUCAACGCACACUAAAAGCUAGUGGUGCUGCUGGAAUGGCUCCACAACGACGUCGCUCAUCUUCUGCCACUCUCUUUGGGAGGAUGACACAGAGCUUCCGGGGGACACCCCAAGGCAUGAAUCUUUCGAUGAUUAAUGGUGGUGUGGGAGGUGGAGUGGAUACCUUAAGGCAAGUUGAAGCCAAAUACCCGGCAUUGCUUUUCAAGCAGCAGCUCACAGCCUAUGUAGAAAAGAUAUACGGUAUGAUUCGGGAUAACUUGAAGAAAGAAAUUUCUCCACUUCUUGGAUUGUGCAUUCAGGCACCAAGAACAUCAAGGGCGAGUUUAGUGAAGGGAGCAUCUCGUUCCGUUGGCAACACCGCAGCUCAGCAGGCAUUGAUUGCUCAUUGGCAAGGAAUUGUGAAGAGCCUUACAAACUUCCUCAAUACACUGAAAUCUAACCACGUCCCUCCAUUCUUGGUUCGUAAGGUGUUCACACAAAUAUUCUCAUUCAUCAAUGUUCAACUGUUCAACAGUCUCUUAUUGAGAAGAGAGUGCUGUUCAUUCAGCAACGGUGAAUAUGUCAAAGCAGGAUUGGCUGAACUAGAACAUUGGUGUUAUAAGGCAACUGAUGAGUAUGCGGGUUCUUCUUGGGAUGAGCUGAAGCAUAUCAGACAGGCCAUCGGGUUUCUGGUUAUACACCAAAAACCAAAGAAAACCCUCGACGAGAUAAGUCAUGAUCUUUGUCCAGUGUUAAGCAUACAGCAGUUAUACAGAAUCAGCACGAUGUACUGGGAUGAUAAAUACGGCACGCACAGCGUCUCCCCUGAUGUUAUAGCAAAUAUGAGGGUGUUGAUGACAGAAGAUUCAAACAAUGCUGUUAGCAACUCCUUCCUGUUGGAUGAUGAUUCCAGCAUUCCUUUCUCGGUCGAUGAUUUAUCGAAAUCGAUGGAGCGGAUGGACAUCGCUGAUAUCGAGCCACCGCCUCUAAUCCGAGAGAAUUCAGGGUUUAGCUUUCUGUUGCCAUGUGCAGAUUGAUCCUUUUGAUGUUUUGCCGCAGCUCUUUUUCCGAGGCUCUUCUUGUACGGAGCAUUGACUUCUGGUAGAGAAACUCCUGGGUUACUUGUUACACAAGAAAGAAGAAGAUGUAGCAUAUGAUUGCAAACAGGUUUACGUUACCACAUCCUGUUGGUACCUGAACGGAAAAAACGAAAAGUCAACAGUGUAUGCUUCCAUUUCAAAGCAUAAAUAAAUGGUAUUGUUAUUAUGAUUAUAUGAUCCAUAAAAGAAGCUGAUACAUGAUGACCCUCAAAAGUAUUACAUAAACUCUUUUCCAUUAUUGUAUAAAACUGAAUAAUCUGUACCCGAACCGAACCAAAGAAUCAAAUCCCGAAACUCCCACACCUUUAUUUCUCUGAACAAUUCAAUUCUCAUUGCAUCACGGGUUGGCUCGGUUAAAACCGGUUAACCUAAAAACGACAAGUUCUUGCAUUUUGGAUUGAAAGACAGAAAUUUGUUUUUAUUCUACAAAAAGAUGAUGCAUAUUCAGGCUGACAUUAAAAAAAUAAUACAGUUCAGAUUUAAUUAUAGAUAGUUUGCAUUAUUAAUUUUUGAAACUGUUGCGUAAAGAUGGAAUUAUUUCCAACCCAUUUCUUUAAAAUUUUCGUGAAAACCGAUUAGACCGAACCCAAAUCGUACAACCUCAAUUGUUAGCCGAAAUGCCCAACCUUUGGACUUCCCGUGAAAUCCCUAAAACCUUAAACCCCAAAUUUGUUCUCUCUCUCUCUUAUCUCUCUCUGUGAAUAAUAAGAAGAAGAAUAAAGAAGAGCGACUUGUUUCUACUUAAGACAAGGCCAGGGAUUCGCUUCAGGUAUGUCGCCUAAUCGAUCUCCCUUCUCUCUCUCUCUGUUUGAGCUUAUAAAUUAGCUUCAGGGUUUGGAUGAAUGGGCUCCUGAGAUCAGCCUGUGCGUGUUUCCCUGUGGUUCUGUUACCGUCACAUUGUGUGUGUAUAUCUUCCGACACCAUGGGUGUGGCAUUUUCUGGUUCCCAAUAAAGCUUGUCUCUCCGAUCGUUGAUUUUCCGAUGUAAUUCCCCGUUCGCUUGGUCAGUUUCUGAAUCCGAUAGGGGUUUAGACUGUGGCAGUGGACACGUUUUGGAGUGUUUAAUCUGUUAGGCAUUCCCUUUGAUUUUCUACUGAUUUCUAAGUCAAGCAACUAUAAUUUUCUUAUCACAGAAAUCAUUGCUAGUAAGGUUAAGAAAUUUUGCUUUUUAUCCUUUUUUUUUAUUUUGAUGAUGUAACAUUGUAGUCAAGUAUUUAAUGCGAUUUGAUUUGAUUCA
Messenger RNA from Tarenaya hassleriana, 6968 nucleotides. Its product is annotated as myosin-11. The transcript has 39 exons. Gene Ontology annotation, biological process: pollen tube growth; actin filament organization; vesicle transport along actin filament. The record is from RefSeq and is a predicted model, not a curated record. Bases 1077 to 5669 code for a protein of 1530 amino acids. Gene Ontology annotation, molecular function: ATP binding; actin filament binding; microfilament motor activity. Gene Ontology annotation, cellular component: vesicle; myosin complex; cytoplasm. Lineage: Eukaryota; Viridiplantae; Streptophyta; Magnoliopsida; Brassicales; Cleomaceae.